This is a messenger RNA of Rhinopithecus roxellana (golden snub-nosed monkey), 2410 nucleotides long. RefSeq names its product CWF19 like cell cycle control factor 1 (gene CWF19L1). The coding region runs from base 138 to 1754 and encodes 538 amino acids. Gene Ontology annotation, molecular function: RNA lariat debranching enzyme activator activity. The transcript has 14 exons. The record is from RefSeq and is a predicted model, not a curated record. Gene Ontology annotation, cellular component: post-mRNA release spliceosomal complex. Gene Ontology annotation, biological process: mRNA splicing, via spliceosome. NCBI's taxonomy places the organism in Eukaryota, Metazoa, Chordata, Mammalia, Primates, Cercopithecidae.
GUCUCAAUCUCCCAAAAACGCUGGGAUUAUAGGCGUGAGCCACCGCGCCCUGCCUGCACUUUACUUUCAAAUGAUCCAGUGAGAAUGGAAAAGUUUGGGCACUUUGAGAGAAAGAGAACACAAGCAAAUUUGGCAACAUGCUGAGACUUACUGAAUCAAGCUUGGCUUGUGGAGAUGUUGAAGGAAAGUUUGAUAUUUUGUUCAAUAGAGUUCGAGCAAUUCAGAAGAAAAGUGGAAACUUUGAUCUGCUGUUGUGUGUAGGAAAUUUCUUUGGCUCCACCCCAGAUGCUGAAUGGGAGGAGUAUAAGACUGGCAUCAAGAAAGCUCCUAUUCAGACAUAUGUGCUUGGUGCCAAUAACCAGGAAACAGUAAAAUAUUUCCAGGAUGCUGAUGGAUGUGAAUUAGCUGAAAACAUUACUUAUCUGGGUCGUAAAGGUAUCUUCACUGGAAGCUCGGGGCUGCAGAUUGUGUACCUCAGUGGCACAGAGUCCUUGAAUGAGCCAGUACCAGGUUAUAAUUUUAGUCCCAAGGAUGUGUCUUCUCUGAGAACGAUGCUGUGUACAACCUCCCAGUUUAAGGGUGUUGAUAUCUUGCUCACAUCCCCGUGGCCCAAGUAUGUGGGGAACUUUGGGAAUUCUUCUGGAGAAGUGGAUACCAAAAAAUGUGGUUCUGCUUUAGUUUCCAGUCUUGCCAUGGGCUUGAAACCAAGAUAUCAUUUUGCUGCUUUAGAAAAGACCUAUUAUGAGAGGCUUCCAUAUCGAAACCAUAUCGUUCUACAGGAAAAUGCACAGCAUGCCACCCGGUUUAUAGCUCUGGCAAAUGUUGGAAAUCCAGAAAAGAAAAAGUAUCUUUAUGCAUUCAGUAUUGUUCCCAUGAAGCUAAUGGAUGCAGCAGAACUGGUAAAACAGCCUCCGGAUGUCACUGAAAACCCUUACAGAAAAUCUGGGCAGGAAGCAUCCAUAGGAAAGCAAAUUCCUGCCCCUGUGGAAGAAUCAGCCUGUCAGUUUUUCUUUGAUUUAAAUGAAAAGCAGGGAAGGAAGCGUUCAUCCACAGGUAGAGAUAGCAAAUCUUCUCCUCACCCAAAGCAGCCUCGCAAACCUCCUCAGCCUCCAGGACCCUGCUGGUUUUGCCUUGCUAGCCCUGAAGUGGAAAAGCAUUUGGUGGUCAGCAUCGGCACACAUUGCUACCUCGCCCUGGCCAAAGGAGGCUUAUCUGAUGACCAUGUCCUCAUCCUGCCCAUUGGACACUACCAGUCAGUGGUGGAGCUUUCAGCAGAGGUGGUAGAAGAGGUGGAGAAGUAUAAGGCCACACUGAGACGGUUCUUUAAGAGUCGAGGGAAACGGUGUGUUGUAUUUGAGAGAAAUUAUAAGAGCCAUCACCUCCAGCUACAGGUCAUUCCUGUCCCAGUCAGCUGCUGUGCUACUGAUGACAUUAAAGAUGCCUUCAUUACCCAGGCCCAGGAGCAGCAGAUAGAGCUGUUGGAAAUCCCAGAGCACUCUGACAUCAAGCAGAUUGCACAGCCAGGAACAGCAUAUUUUUAUGUUGAACUUGACACAGGAGAAAAGCUUUUCCACAGAAUUAAAAAGAAUUUUCCUUUGCAGUUUGGAAGGGAGGUCCUGGCCAGUGAAGCCAUCCUUAAUAUUCCUGGUAAGUCUGACUGGAGGCAGUGUCAGAUCAGCAAGGAAGACGAGGAGACCCUGGCUCGCCGCUUCCGGAAAGACUUUGAGCCCUAUGACUUUACUCUGGAUGACUAAACAAAGGGAAGACCUUUUUAUGAACUUCAUAGGAAGUAGUAAAGCCUUUUUGUUUUUUUUUUAAUUAAAAGAAUUUUUUUCAAGACAAGGUCUCGCUCUGUCACCCAAGCAGGACUGCAGUGGCGCAAUUGUGGCUCACUGUAGCCUCAAACUCCUGGGCUCUAGAGUUCUUCCCACCUCAGCCUCCUGAGUAGCUGGGACCACCAGGCACAUGCUACCAUGCCUGGCAAACUUUUUAAAUUUUGGGGUAGAGGGUAGAGACGGGGGUCUCCCUGUGUUGCCCAGGCUGGUCUGUAAUGCCUAGGCUCAAGGGAUCCUCUGCCUUGGCUUCUUAACCUGCUGGGAUUACAAGCAUGAGCCACCAUUCCUGGCCUAGAAGCAUAUUUUUAAAGAAACUACAAUCUCCCAUGGGGACUGUUUCCCCGCGUCUUUUGUGCAGUCCCAUGGAACUUGCCUGCAGCAAGAGGCCUAAGAUUGAAUCUUUUUGGGGAAAAGUCAUUCUAGGAUGAAAAUCCUAUGUUAAGGCUGGGCGUGGUGGCUCACGCUUAUAAUCCCAGCACUUUGGGAGGCUGAGGCGGGCAGAUCACAAGGUCAAGAGAUGGAGACCAUCCUGGCCAACAUGGUGAAACCCCGUCUCUACUAACAAUACAAAAAUC